Molecule: messenger RNA, 3060 nt
Organism: Daucus carota subsp. sativus
Lineage: Eukaryota; Viridiplantae; Streptophyta; Magnoliopsida; Apiales; Apiaceae
Product: probably inactive leucine-rich repeat receptor-like protein kinase At5g06940
Exons: 2
Coding region: 124-2742 (872 amino acids)
Biological process (GO): protein phosphorylation
Molecular function (GO): protein kinase activity; protein binding; ATP binding
Source: RefSeq, a predicted model, not a curated record
AUAAUCAAACCAUACCUGAUAUUACUCUAUUAGUCACUCUCACUCACUCUCUUUUAACUCAUUUUCUCACUUCAAGAUAACAAGCAAACAAUACAGACUCUCUCAUUGGUUUACUUCUCUUCAAUGGCUAUAACAAACCAGAUUGCAUUACUGUUUUCUCUUUUGUUCUUGAUAUGCAUUCAAAACUCAGCUUCAGUUUCAACUGAGUCAGAUGUUCUUCUCAGUUUUAAGGACUCCAUUGAUGACCCUUUAGGCUUGUUAGUAUCUUGGUCAAAUUCUACAACAAACCAUCACUGUAACUGGACUGGAGUUACUUGUAUAGCUACUAAAGAUGUUUUAUCUGUUUCUUCUUUGAAUCUUCAGAGUUUGAACCUCUCUGGUGAAAUCUCUGCUACUAUAUGUGACCUUCCAAAUCUUUUUCAUCUUAAUCUUGCUGACAAUCUUUUUAAUCAGCCCAUUCCACUUCAUCUCUCACAGUGUGGUUCUUUAGAGACUUUGAAUCUUAGCAACAAUCUCAUCUGGGGUACAAUACCAAAUCAGAUAUCUCAGUUUGAAUCACUGAGAGUUCUUGAUUUUAGUCGAAACCAUGUUGAAGGAAUGAUACCAGGCAACAUUGGUUUACUUCAGAGACUUAGAGUUCUUAACUUGAGGAACAACUUGCUUUCAGGUAAUGUCCCUUCUGGUAUUAGUAAUUUGACUGAGCUUACUAUUCUUGAUUUGUCUGAAAAUCCAUUCUUGGUAAGUGAGAUUCCAAGUGGUAUUGGUAAGUUACUUAAACUUGAGCAGCUUCUGUUACAAAGUUCUGGUUUUCAUGGAGCAAUACCAGAUUCUUUUAUGGAUUUGAAGAGUCUGUCGACACUAGACCUUUCACAAAACAACCUUACUGGUGUGUUACCACAGUCACUUGAGUUGGUGUCCCUUAGAAAGUUGGUUUCUUUUGAUGUUUCUGAGAACAAGCUUUUUGGGUCAUUUCCAAAUGGUGUUUGUGAUGCUAAAGGCCUUACAACCCUCAGUCUUCAUACUAAUUCCUUCACGGGUUUAGUACCUGAUAGUUCUAUUACUGGCUGCUUGAAUCUCGAGAGAUUUGAGAUACAGGACAAUGGGUUCUCAGGUGAUUUUCCUGAUGGGAUAUGGUCAUUGCCUAAAAUCAGGCUGAUCAGAGCUGAAAACAACAGGUUUACAGGGAAAAUUCCUGAGUCGAUAUCCAUGGCAAAGCAACUGGAGCAAGUUCAGAUAGAUAACAACACCUUCAUCAGUAAACUACCUCUGGGCCUUGGACAGGUUAAAAGCUUGUAUAAAUUUUCUGCUUCUGUUAAUGGUUUGUAUGGUGAAAUUCCUAAUAAUUUCUGUGAUUCACUUGUAAUGAGUAUCAUAAAUCUUUCCCAUAACUACCUUACUGGUCCAAUUCCAGAACUGAAAAGAUGCAGAAAACUUGUCUCGUUUUCAUUAGCAGACAACAAUUUAGUUGGUGAAAUUCCACAUUCACUUGCUGCAUUCCCAGUCCUUACCUAUCUUGAUCUUUCUCAAAAUAAUCUCACUGGUUCUAUCCCAAAAGAACUUCAAAAUUUGAAACUUGCCCUCUUUAAUGUAUCCUUCAAUGACCUAUCUGGCGAGGUUCCUCAGUCGCUUAUAACUGGCCUUCCAGCUUCAUUUUUGCAAGGCAAUCCAGGAUUGUGCGGCCAAGGGUUGCCUAAUUCUUGUGGAGGUACCAAGUCUAAACAUGAAGUUGCUGGUCUAUCGAAACUGGUUUCUGUUAUAAUAUCUUUAGCACUGUCUCUUGCUAUAGUUAUUCUUGCAGUUGGUGUUUAUAUUACGUAUCGAUCUUCUAAGAAAAGUACUCAAAUGGGGGUUUGGAGAUCAGUUUUCUUCUAUUCACUUAGAGUCACUGAGCAGGACUUGUUAGUAGCAAUGGAUGACAAAGCUGCGAGAGGGAGCGGUGGGGCUUUUGGUAAGGUUUACAUCAUAAAUUUGCCUAGUGGAGAAAAUGUUGCUGUGAAGAAGAUACUUAACUUCGAAAGUCAAUCUCUGAAAACUUUGAAGGCUGAGGUCAAGACACUGGCUAAAAUCAGGAACAAAAACAUUGCUAAAAUCCUUGGUUUUUGUUAUUCAUCUGAUGCACUCAUCCUAAUCUAUGAACAUUUACAGAAAGGGAGUCUCGGGGAUAUGAUUGCCCAGCCUGAUUUCAAAUUGCCAUGGGAUGAUCGAUUAAGAAUUGCAACUGGGGUUGCUCAAGGAUUAGCCUACCUUCACCAGGACUAUGUUCCGCACUUGCUUCACAGAAAUGUCAAGUCUACAAAUGUCCUUCUGGAUGAAAAUAAUGAACCUAAGCUUACCGGCUUUGCUCUUGAUAGGAUUGUGGGAGAAGCUGCAUUUCAGUCCUCAGUCCUAUCUGCAUCGUCAGGAUCCUGUUACAUUGCACCAGAAAGUGGAUAUUGCAAAAAAGCUACAGAGCAAAUGGACACAUACAGCUUUGGUGUAAUGCUGUUAGAGCUGGUGACAGGCAGGGGAGCUGAUGAGCAUAUAGAAUCAGGGGACGGAGAGUUUCUGGACAUUGUCAAGUAUGUGAGAAGGAAAAUCAACAUAACUAAUGGGGCAAUCCAAGUAGUUGAUCCCAAGAUCUCAAACUCAUCGUCCCAACAAACAAUAUUACAAGCUCUAGAUAUUGCGGUCAGAUGCACUUCUGUGGCACCAGAGAAGAGGCCACCAAUGUGUGAGGUUGUGAGAGCUCUGCAGAGUCUCUGAUUCCACUUGUCGCCUUUCAUAUAUAGUGUUCCUGCUUCGCUUCAAGUGUCUGAUAUUAUCCAUGUUCAACUUUUGGGCAAUGAGUAUGAAUUGUUGCACUUUGUACAUACACCUUGUUUCCUCAUUUUGGUUCUAGAAUAGAAUGUGUUUUGGGCUUGGGGUGAAAAUAUGAACAUGUGGUAAAAUUUUGUGUCCGCUUUGGCUUGGGACGAAAAAAUGAACAUGCAGAAGAGUCAUAAUGUGUUUGGAAAUGUCUCUUUGUUCCCUCUGCAUAUAUUUUAAGGUGAAAUCAUAUUAAUUCCUGUGUUUUUUUUUUCA